AUGAACAGCAGUGGUCAAUCAUACCCGUUGGCCUCCCUGUACGUAGGGGACCUGCAUCCUGACGUCACAGAGGCCAUGCUCUACCAGAAGUUCUCUCCUGCUGGGCCCAUCACAUCCAUCCGCGUCUGCCGUGACGUCAUCACUCGCAGGUCCCUAGGAUACGCCUACAUCAACUUCCAGCAGCCCGCUGAUGGUAAUAUUAUUUUUGUGAUCAGAUUUGUACUCUGUAUCAAUCGUGGACAAAUUGAUACGCUGAUGGUAACUCACACCAUAUGAGAGAGUUUUCUGUCUCUUAGUUAGAGCCACUCCAAAGGUCAACUACAUUGAAGUAGCUAUUUGCUUUGAUCAAGUGGAUGUCAAGAAUAAUCCUGCUAAUGGAUUAAUAUUCCAAUGACUACACCAAUGCAAUCUUAUAUUAGUUUAUUCAUGGGCGUGUGUGAUUAGCAGAUGUCUGAUGCAGUGUUUCUCUUUAUACGUGUCAUUUUUUCAGCGGAAUGUGCUCUGGAUACGAUGAACUAUGAGGUCCUCAAGGGUCGGCCUAUCAGAAUAAUGUGGUCUCAGCGCGACCCAGGGCUACGGAAGUCAGGAGUUGGAAACAUUUUUAUCAAGAACAUGGACGAGUCCAUUGACAACAAGGCCCUGUAUGACACAUUCUCAGCCUUUGGGAAUAUUCUGUCUUGCAAGGUAGACAUUCCAUUCUUGUCUUUGAGUGUCAGGGCAUAAUUUCUCUGUACCUCAUUUCCAACAUGUACUUUAAAUUUCAGGUUGUGUGUGAUGAGAAUGGCUCCAAAGGCUACGGCUUUGUUCACUUUGAGACCCAAGAGGCAGCCAAUCGUGCCAUUGAUACCAUGAAUGGAAUGCUGUUGAAUGACCGGAAAGUGUGAGUGAACAAAUUCCUACCAAGAGCUAUUUAUUCUAUCCAUAAGGUACCUUUUAUAAUUUUUUUAACGUUUCAACCAAUCUAUAAACCACCUUGAAUUUAAUGAGAUGUAAGUAGGGGAAAAUGUAAAGGAAAUCUGUAAUGGUUAGGGAGGAAGAGGGACUAUUGAUUUGGUCAACGUUGUAUCAUUUUCAGACAGUGCUGCAUGUUUUUGCAGAUAACAUUUUCAUGUUCUUUGCUCAGGCUAGAGACAGGUAGUGACUCUGGCAUUGCAGACCCAAAAGCCCAUUUCCUGGGGGGGAAAUGUCAGUUGGCCACGAUUAGGUGAGGGAAAUGGUAGACAGUUGUUCCUGUCCUUUUUUUUUUUUUUUCUUUGAAUAAUGUUUGGUCUGUUGGCCACAAAGUUGAGACUUGCAAGACUUUCUAAAUAAAGCAUUGAAAACGCUUAUGCUGAAUGACAAUCUGCUGCCUAUACAUAAUUACCAGUAGUGCUUAAUGUAAAAUUAAAGGUAGACAUCAACCACUUGUCUCAUAUCUUGCCCUGUGUUCAUCAAGGUGAGAAAAUCAGUAAGUCUCCACACUUCUGAUAUUCUGGGUUAUGGAGCAGUUUGAGUUUGUUCUUUUGUGUAUAUAUACAUCCUCUGUUUUCUAAAAAAUACUGAUUGUAGUUUUUAUAUUUCUAUCUCUCAACUGUCCUUGGUGACGGGUGUGGUGUUCAGUUUUGUUGGCCACUUUAAGUCCCAUAAGGAGCGACAGGCUGAGUUUGGGGCCAAAGCCAUGAAGUUCACCAACGUGUACAUCAAGAACUUUGGCGAAGACUAUAGCGAUGAGAAACUCCAGGAUGUCUUCUCUGCAUUUGGUAAGAACAUCCUGAAAGUAGGACAUAUGACGAGCUUUGACAUGACUUCAUAUCCCUUUCUUUGGGCACUAGUAUAAAGUGGUGGUUUAUGUUAUAGUUAUUUGAUUUAAAUGAUCAUUCUAGAACAUCCAUGCAAUCAGAUGUAGUGGGUAUAUUAGCAUGAAAGCUUAUGAAAUCUAGGCUCCUUGUCUGUUCUUGGUCUCCCAGGCAGGACCCUCAGUGUGCGGGUGAUGAUGGACGAAAGGGGCCGGUCUCGUGGAUUUGGCUUUGUAAACUAUGAAAACCACGAGGAUGCACAAAGGGUUUGUAUUUGGGGUUUAAUGGGAAUACUCUGAAGUUGCUCCCAUACAGUGGGGGGAAAAAACAUUUAGUCAGCCACCAAUUGUGCAAGUUCUCCCACUUAAAAAGAUGAGAGAGGCCUGUAAUUUUCAUCAUAGGUACACGUCAACUAUGACAGACAAAAUGAGAAAAAAAAAUCCAGAAAAUCACAUUGUAGGAUUUUUAAUGAAUUUAUUUGCAAAUUAUGGUGGAAAAUAAGUAUUUGGUCAAUAACAAAAGUUUCUCAAUACUUUGUUAUAUACCCUUUGUUGGCAAUGACACAGGUCAAACGUUUUCUGUAAGUCUUCACAAGGUUUUCACACACUGUUUCUGGUAUUUUGGCCCAUUCUUCCAUGCAGAUCUCCUCAAGAGCAGUGAUGUUUUGGGGCUGUCGCUGGGCAACACGGACUUUCAACUCCCUCCAAAGAUUUUCUAUGGGGUUGAGAUCUGGAGACUGGCUAGGCCACUCCAGGACCUUGAAAUGCUUCUUACGAAGCCACUCCUUCGUUGCCCGGGCGGUGUGUUUGGGAUCAUUGUCAUGCUGAAAGACCCAGCCACGUUUCAUCUUCAAUGCCCUUGCUGAUGGAAGGAGGUUUUCACUCAAAAUCUCACGAUACAUGGCCCCAUUCAUUCUUUCCUUUACACGGAUCAGUCGUCCUGGUCCCUUUGCAGAAAAACAGCCCCAAAGCAUGAUGUUUCCACCCCCAUGCUUCACAGUAGGUAUGGUGUUCUUUGGAUGCAACUCAGCAUUCUUUGUCCUCCAAACACGACGAGUUGCGUUUUUACCAAAAAGUUAUAUUUUGGUUUCAUCUGACCAUAUGACAUUCUCCCAAUCCUCUUCUGGAUCAUCCAAAUGCACUCUAGCAAACUUCAGACGGGCCUGGACAUGUACUGGCUUAAGCAGGGGGACACGUCUGGCACUGCAGGAUUUGAGUCCCUGGCGGCGUAGUGUGUUACUGAUGGUAGGCUUUGUUACUUUGGUCCCAGCUCUCUGCAGGUCAUUCACUAGGUCCCCCCCAUGUGGUUCUGGGAUUUUUGCUCACCGUUCUUGUGAUCAUUUUGACCCCACGGGGUGAGAUCUUGCGUGGAGCCCCAGAUCGAGGGAGAUUAUCAGUGGUCUUGUAUGUCUUCCAUUUCCUAAUAAUUGCUCCCACAGUUGAUUUCUUCAAACCAAGCUGCUUACCUAUUGCAGAUUCAGUCUUCCCAGCCUGGUGCAGGUCUACAAUUUUGUUUCUGGUGUCCUUUGACAGCUCUUUGGUCUUGGCCAUAGUGGAGUUUGGAGUGUGACUGUUUGAGGUUGUGGACAGGUGUCUUUUAUACUGAUAACAAGUUCAAACAGGUGCCAUUAAUACAGGUAACGAGUGGAGGACAGAGGAGCCUCUUAAAGAAGAAGUUACAGGUCUGUGAGAGCCAGAAAUCUUGCUUGUUUGUAGGUGACCAAAUACUUAUUUUCCACCAUAAUUUGCAAAUAAAUUCAUUAAAAAUCCUACAAUGUGAUUUUCUGGAUUUUUUUCUCUCAAUUUGUCUGUCAUAGUUGACGUGUACCUAUGAUGAAAAUUACAGGCCUCUCUCAUGUUUUUAAGUGGGAGAACUUGCACAAUUGGUGGCUGACUAAAUACUUUUUUCCCCCCACUGUAUGUGCCAUCUCCUUGUCAACCAGCAGGCUGUCAUUAUAUUGUGAAAAUGGGGAACAUGACAUCUAAAAUGUGGCUUUUUGAGUUGAAUUUGAUGGACUUCUUUUAGGCAGUUGAGGAGAUGAAUGGGAAAGAACUCGUUCCUGGCCGAGUUCUGUAUGUGGGCCGUGCUCAGAAGAGGAUGGAGCGACAGGGUGAGCUGAAACGGAAGUUUGAGCUGAUCAAACAGGAACGCAUCCACCGCUAUCAGGUACUGUGGGGAAGUGCACACACCUGUGGCAUUAAGAAAAAUAGCUUUAAUGUAAGUUAAUAUAAUGUAUUUUCUUGUGUUGAUUCAGGGGGUCAAUUUGUACGUCAAGAACUUGGAUGAUGGGUUAGACGACGAGAAACUCAGGAAAGAGUUUGCCCCUUAUGGCACCAUCACCAGUGCCAAGGUAGAAAUACCCAUACUUUUCCAUGAGUAGUCAUUUCUGCCAUCCAAUGAUGUAUCACAAAGGCUGAAAGAAGUAUGUCUGGAUCUGUGUAAUAUCUCUGAACAUCUUAACAUGGUCUUCUGUAACCAUUGCCUCCACUUAGGUGAUGACGGACGGGGGCCACAGCAAGGGCUUCGGCUUUGUCUGUUUCUCAUCUCCUGAGGAGGCCACCAAAGCGGUGACUGAGAUGAACGGCCGCAUUGUGGCCACAAAGCCGCUGUACGUGGCUCUGGCCCAGCGCAAGGAGGAGCGGAAGGCCAUCCUCACCAACAAGUACAUGCAGAGGACCAUGCCUGGCCCAGUCAUCGACUCCUACCAGCAGGCAGGCUACUACAUGACUGCUGUGCCUCAGGUCCGUAGUACGGUUGGCGGGAGGGGGUAAUCACUAGAUGCAUCAUGCUAGAAUAGACAAAAUUAGAAUGCCUAUGUUACCUUUAGUCUUUUAUCACAGGGCUGGCCCUGGAAGAUGACGUUUUUAUCUGUAAGAAAUUGUUUUUUUGUAGCCCCCAAGUCGCACCUUCUACAACCCCAACCCUGUGAGCACCAUGAGGACGUCUCCUCGCUGGGCUGCACAGCCACCCAGACCACAGGGUGAGUUGGAGGCAGCACUCCCAUAUAAAUAUUUUUAUGAGAUACUGGAGCUAAAAGAAUUAUAGCAUUACUGCUACUCUAACAUGUUUAUUUGUUACAAGAAUGUGUUUGAUGCCCUAUUGACAUGGCAUGUGUUUUGCUGUCAGCACCCUACUCGGGCCAGUUUGUCAGGUCUGCUGUUCCCCGACGCGCCUCCACCCCCAUCAGCACCGUCAGACAGGCCUCCACCCAGGCUCCACGCAUCAUCAACUACACACAGAGGAUGGGUAAGGGCUACACACAAGCUUACUCAAAACAUAUAGUUGCUGUAAUGCGAGAACAGUAACUAAUGGACACCCCCCUCUCCAGCUAACAUUGGCACACAGACAGCAGGAGGUCGUGCAGGCAUGUCUGGUGGUAUGGUCCGAGGCACCCAGUAUAAGUACUCAUCAGGGGUGAGGAACUUACAGCAGGUCAUCACUAUGCCCGCACCAAUGGCAGUGCAGCAGGUAAUCUCCUAAAUUGCAUCCUUUCCCCAAAGAAAUACAAUGCAAUGCAAUAUAGCUGCAGAAUCGAAUAUUCUGUGUAGUUUCUUUCUUUUUUCCUGUAUUUUUAUUUUUUACAUUAAACUGUUCUUUUACUCCUGCUGUGUUGUAAGGUUGUUACCCAGCAGAUGAUGGAGCCAGCGGUGCAUGUCAGAGGCCAGGAACCCCUCACUGCCUCCAUGCUGGCUGCAGCCCCCCUCAUGGAGCAGAAACAGCUGCUUGGUAUGUAUCUGGAAUGGUAUUGGGGAGUGUUCAUGAUCUGUGAUGUUCUGCAGUGAAUCCUCUAUCGGAGGGUGUUGAGAUGCCUCACUGGCACUCUCCUCAAUCUAAUCUCAUUCUCUUUCCCUUGGUUUGCAGGUGAGCGAUUGUACCCUCUGAUCCAUGGCUUUCACCCCAACCUGGCUGGUAAAAUCACUGGGAUGCUGCUGGAGAUUGACAACUCUGAGCUUCUGCACAUGCUGGAGUCACCCGAGUCCCUGCACUCUAAGGUACGACAAGCUUCCAUUCACUCUGUCCUUUCAGAUCAAUGACCAGAAAGACAUUUUACAGGCAAAAAUUGGAAGCCAUUUAUGAUUGCUGGGAGUUUCUUGGUGGUGGGUUAUCAUGGUCAUAGUUGUUAUUGUGCUAAUCCCAUGUGUUUUGUCUUCACUGUUCUCUCCAGGUGGAUGAGGCGGUAGCUGUGCUGCAAGCCCACCAGGCAAAGGAAAACUCUCCUAAGUAG
Messenger RNA from Coregonus sp. 'balchen', 6000 nucleotides. The record is from the annotation of a GenBank genome assembly. Lineage: Eukaryota; Metazoa; Chordata; Actinopteri; Salmoniformes; Salmonidae.